AUGUUUGCUGAAUUCAUCGCAGGUGUCCUCACCCUUUGCGGUCGCGCUCAGGAGAAGGCCGAUGAUUUGAAGCCCAUCGUCUCGUGCAACCACGGUUGUGCAUCGAACAGACAUGGUCACGCCGACGCCGAGCAAAUGCGAGCCCAAGAAGACGAGAGGUUGUUCAAGGUCCACGGAUCUUGGUGCAAUUUCAAGACUCAGGCGAAGGGCUGGCGGAUUUGUCUGGCGACAGCCGUCUUGCUUGAACCCUUAAAGAACGAGGUACGUGCCAACCUCACUUUGAAGGCCCAGGAGAGAUGUAUUUCGGAGGAGCCCUUUCAAGCCCCAGAAAAAGCACAAUAUCGCAAGAGCCGCGAGCAGCCUCUUGAUCUGGUGCCUGGUUGGGAAGACUCUAUGGAGCUACCACCAGAGGAUCAAGUAUCCACACCGGUGAAGGUCGCGAAGUUGAGGUUCUCUUCCAAGCACAUAUCCCAGAAGUAUGACGUAGACGCUCCGGCGUGCAUCGUCAGACGAGCAGAAAAGAAAGAGUCUCGGAUUGUAGAGUUGGGUCUUGAGCCCACGUCCUCCCUGUCUCUAGGCAGAGUCCAUCCCAAGGCUCGUGGUUCAAGACCCAGCGCGCAAGACGUUUGGGCCAAGCAUGAACACGUCGUCGACUACACUAUACCCUCACACCCCAGUCCGUCUGCACAGAAGCGUAGCGUUGCGUACGCGAGUCGAGUCAGAUACAUGGAGCGUUGUUCAUCAGGACGCAUGGCUCUCUGUGCGUCUUACCAGGCAGUCCCUCUUUUCUCUUUCUGUUCGGCUUCUGGGUGUGUGGCUAGGUUGCCUCAACGGGUUCCUGUGAUUAUCGUACUUGUUUUGCGUCUUGGAUGA
This is a messenger RNA of Aureobasidium namibiae CBS 147.97, 873 nucleotides long. RefSeq lists its product as uncharacterized. The transcript has 3 exons. The record is from RefSeq and is a predicted model, not a curated record. Bases 1 to 873 code for a protein of 290 amino acids. Lineage: Eukaryota; Fungi; Ascomycota; Dothideomycetes; Dothideales; Saccotheciaceae.